Messenger RNA from Amphibalanus amphitrite, 3894 nucleotides. RefSeq lists its product as uncharacterized. Bases 350 to 3475 code for a protein of 1041 amino acids. The record is from RefSeq and is a predicted model, not a curated record. Lineage: Eukaryota; Metazoa; Arthropoda; Thecostraca; Balanomorpha; Balanidae. Gene Ontology annotation, molecular function: RNA binding. The transcript is spliced from 18 exons.
GUCCAGACGUAAAUAUGCCUGCUGCGCUACAAAAUGUCUUUAUUAUGAGCUGAUAAAUCUCGUCAUAAAAAAAUGAUUUUAUCAUUACUUUAUUUUCACUCUGAUCCAUUUAGGUGCUUCAUAUCAUGACUCUAUUGUUUUACAGCGUAACUGGAGUAUUUCUAGUCUUUUGAAUUUUGUAUGAAAUCUAGUUUUGUAAAAAAAAAUACAUAUUAGAGGAAAUUUUAGAUAAACUUUGGUGACGUAAUAGAACCGAUUUUACAUUUUUAUCACAAGAAAGUCCAAUGUUUGUAAAAUAGCAUAUGCUCACGUGGUACGCCAACACAGUAUUCUGAAAGUAUUGAUCGAAAUGGACGGAACACGUAGCUGGGAUGUCGGAGUUGAAGACGACGAGUACAACACCGAGCUCAUCGUGCACAACUUUCAUCCAUCACUCACCAAGCAAGGGCUGAGGAGCCAGUUCCUGCGAUUCGGAUAUGUCGAGAGCUCCAACGUGACCACCAAUAGUCGCGGACACCCGGUGGGGUUUGUCAGGAUGCGAUCCGCCGGCGAGUGUGCCCGAGCGAUCGCAGGUCUAAACGGCCGCGCGCCGCUCCACUGGACGGUGAAGAUGGGUCUGCCGCCGGCCGAGAGACAGAAACAGCGACAGCGUCGGGACGAGGCGCGCCGCUUCGAGCUGGAGACUCAGCCACAGACGGAGGCAUGUCUGCGCGAAAUGGAAAAGGUGCGCCAGAAGAUGCUGCAGCUCACUCAGGAGUUUUGCGACACCCUGGAGGUCGGCUCGGAGCAGCAGGGACAGGCGCCGGAGCGCACCGAGCAGCAGCACACCCCUCCCACGACGGGCCCCGGCGCGGCGCCGACCACCAGCCACCUGGCCCAGCAGGGUCUGGCGCUCUGCUCGGUGUGUGGCGCCGUCACGGCCGGCUACUGCUCCCACUGCCGGCAGCCCUACUGCUCGGCGGCCUGCCAGCGGAUGGACUGGGAGGCACACAAGCCACGCUGCCGCCCUGACCUGGUGGUGUCAGUGGACAGCAGCAGUGAAGAGGAGCAGGUCCGCUCGGUUCGUCUGGCGCGCGGCGACCAGCCCGCCUCAGACAGAGCGCCGGCGCCCCUGCGCCGUCCGCGCGCUACCACCGGACAGGCCAGGGCCGCCGGCCGCGGCUCGGGAGACGAGAGGACACUGGUGGCCAACCCUCCGCCCCGACAGCAAGUGCAGCAGGGAUCACCACAGCAGCGGGGACGGCAGUUAUACCACCAGCAGCAGCAGCAGCAGCAGCAGCAGCAGCGAUCGCCACUGCAGCAGCAGCAGCAGCAGUCGCAUCCGUCACCGCUGCAUCAGCAGUCCCCGCAGCAGCAGCAGCAGCAGUCGCAUCCGUCACCACUGCAUCAGCAGUCCCCGCAGCAGCAGCAGCAGCAGUCCCCGCAGCAGCAGCAGCAGCAGCAGCAGCAGCAGCAGCAGCAGCAGCAGCAGCAGCAGAUACCUCAGGCACAGCAGCAGCAGCAGCAGCAGGGACAGGAGCCGGGGGCUGAGGAGAGGCGGCGGCGUCUCAGGCAGCAGCAGCUACUGCUACUGAAGCGACAGAAACAACGACAGCAGCAGCAGCAGCAGCGGGAGCCACAGCUGGGUCCUGUCAGCCUGCGGCCUGGACAGCACUACCAGGUAAUGGUGAGCUACGCCGCGGACCCGAGCGCGGUCUACCUGCGGCUCACGGACCAGUACGAGCUGGUACAGAGGAUGGAGGAGGAGUUGAACAAGUCGGUCGUGUCGCCAGCCACGCCCGCCGGCUUCCGCGGGCUGGAAACGGGACAGCUGUGCGCCGCGCUCUUCGAAGGCCGCUGGUACCGAGGAGACGUGCGGACCGUCGAGGACUCCCACUACGUCAUCCACUUCAUCGACUGGGGUAACUCGGAGCGCGUGCCGCCGACGGGCGUGACGCAGCUGCCGGCCAGCCUGCAGGACGUGCCGCCCCAGGCCGUGCUGGCCGUGCUGCCGUGGCGGCCGGCCGGCCCCGGCGGUGACUGGAGUGACGCACAGUGGGAGGGUUUGGCGGCGCUGAACGGCCAGCCGCUGACGGCCAGUGUGACCGGCGCGGAGCCCUCUGUUCGAGUGGCUCUGUUCAAUGCGGACGGGAAGAGCGUGCUGAGUGUGAUGGCCGACAGCGUGCGGACGGCCGGCGGCCCGGAGACACAGACGCAGACGCAGGAGUGGACCGUGCCGCCACAGGUCGAGCUGGAAGUGGACCGUAAGCACGUGGUGGUGCCGUGUGCGAUGGUACACCCGCAGUUGGUCUCGGCACAGGUGCGGGACCUGGCGCUGUACCGGGCCUACCAGGCGAUCGUGGAGCAGCUGCAGACAGCAGCCAACGCAGAGUCGCCGCUGAGCGCCGUCCCUCCUGAGGGCUGUCCGGUUCUGGUGAACUGCCCCGGACCGCUGGGGGACGGCCCCGCCUGGCGACGUGCCGUGGUCCAAGGGAGGCACGGCGACCGGGCCGUGGUGCGUCUCCUCGACUGGGGCCGGCUGGAGACGGCUGGACUGGCGCAGCUAAGACGACUGCCGCCGCAUCUCUGUGAGACCCCGUCGAUCGGUGUCCAGUUCGGGCUGUUCGGAGUCCCGGAGUCGGCCUGUCCCGAGGACCAGCUGCGCUUCUUCAGAGAGAAGCUGGUUGGAAAGGAGUUCCUUCUGGAGCGGGUAGAAUCGUCUGAUGCGCGGACGCAGGCGCGGCUUCAUCUGCUGAGUGACACCAACUCGUUCUGUUUCAACGACAAGAUGCUGGGCCGAGUCUCGGACGCCGCCCGCGCCGCCCGACCCGCCGCCCUGUCUGCCGUCUCAGCGGUCUCCCCUCCGACGGUGGCCAGUCCUCAGAAGCGGUGUCGACUGGGGUCUGAGAGCAACGCCAGCCGGCCGCCGCUGCUCAGCGACCUGGCCAACCCCAGCCUGCGGCCCGGAGACACACACCCGUUCCUGCUGGGCCAGGUGCUCGGGCCGGGCCGGUUCCUGGGUGGUCCGCUGACCGAUGAGAACACAGCGGCCGUAGAUCGACUGGAGGAGGAGCUCAGAGAGGCCAUGACCGGACAGACGGCGCCGCUGCCUAUCCGACAGCCGCCGCAGGCCGGACAGCUGGUGGCCGUGAGAGGUGUAGAGGACGCCGGUGCCGCUGGCUGGGCGCGCGGCGCCGUGGCGGACCCGUUCGGCCCGCAGGCGCUGGUCCGUCUGCUCGACCUGGGACGCCAGGAGCGCGUGGCGCUGGACCGGCUGUACCAGCUGCCCGAUCAGGUGUCCCGGCUGCCACCCACCUCCCUGCUACUCGCCUUCAGAGGGAGCGAGCGGUGGUCGGCCGAGCAGCGGCAGCGCGCCGAAGAGGUGCUGCGGGGUGAUGGCUGCGGGGAGGAGCUGGUGCUGGAUCUGACGGUGGUCUCUGUGGGCUCGGCCGGCGCCGCCGUGCUCGUCACCUGUCCGCAGCUGGAGGUCUGCUAGACGGUGCAUGUGGGGCUCGACGUCUGCGACGAUCUCCCCGUGCUCCGGGGCUAGACGUCUGCUAAACGACGCCCUGCGUUUGAGGCUCUACUUUGCUAGACAGUGCUUUGGGGCCUAACAUCCGUUGGCCAACAACAUGCUUAAUUUGUGCAAAGAAGUGGACAUAUGCAAGGUGUUGUUUGCGAAGAAACAGCCAAGAGCUGUGGGUCAAUAGCUGGCCAGUGAAAGUGUUGGGGAAGGCGCUUAUCUUCAGUACCUCGUAGUAAAGCUGUGGGUGCAAUUACAAGCACUUGUCUGCAGAAUGUGACAUGCUGAGCGCAGGUGACAAUUUCUGUUAGAUGUAACUUGCAUCUAAGUUUAAGAAUACAAUCUUUUGUUUGUCUUGGUAUUGAUGCGAGCAAAAUAGAUUGGUUGUUUCA